Molecule: messenger RNA, 1685 nt
Organism: Rhodotorula graminis WP1
Lineage: Eukaryota; Fungi; Basidiomycota; Microbotryomycetes; Sporidiobolales; Sporidiobolaceae
Exons: 3
Coding region: 1-1617 (538 amino acids)
Source: RefSeq, a predicted model, not a curated record
AUGACGGCCAACUACACGGGCGGCGGUCUCGUCGGCCACAGGAAGGCCAAGCGGCGCGUCCGCCAGGACGUCACGGACACACCUGCGUACACCGCCGUCGCCAAGCAGGCCUACCACGCCCGGCCCGGCCCGCUCCUCGCCCACCACUCGGCCGCGCACCAUCUCGGCGCUCGCAGAAAGGGCCACCCGCUCGCGGCGCCGACGUUCGACUUUGCCUUCCUCCGCGACAAGCAGGACGACGGCGGCUUGAAGGCGGCGCCCUCGGCGAGCGGGACGAGGCGGGCAGGCGGCGAGUCGCGGUGGGGAGGGGGCGAGUCGAGGUGGACGACGACGGCGGCGCCGGCCACGGACACGGCGGUCGGCUCCACCUUCCUGCGCCGACAGCUUCUCGCCGACCCCGACUGGGUCGGGCUGCAGUCGAUCCCGCGCCCUCAGCCCGCGUUCCUCCCUUUCAGCAAACCCACACCUCCGACAACGUCGCAACCUCGCCUCCCUUCGCGACUGCCCGACCCGCACGCUUGGACCCGCCGCGACGAGGUCGCACCGACCAUCCUGCGCGGCUCGUCGAUCCUGCACGGCGACAACGACGACGUCUCGUCCGCCGGUCUCGCCGACCUGCCGCGGUCGACACCGCCUUCGUUCCUCCUGUCGCGGACGACGUCGCUCGACGCAGCAUCGGCCGCAGCACGCUUUCGGACCGCGUCGCCCGUCGGGCCCAGGGCAACUCGACCGCAAGGCUCGCCCUCGCCUCCCCGCCAGCAGACGCCGUUCGUCUUCCACCACGACGAUGCCGACGACUCGUUCGACCAGCACGCCAUCGUCCAACAGCCGCAGAAGCCGCAGCACGGCCAAGACGAGCACGAGAUGCUCUCCUUCUCCAGCUCGACGCACGACUCGGCCUUCGGCCCUCGACUUUCUGCGCAAGCCUACGCCGACCAGUACGCCGCACACGUCGACGACGACCAGCUCGGCGCUGCUGCGUCUGGUCUCGCAUUGCCGUCGCCCAUCCUCGCCCAUUCGACCGCGCCCUCGCCCGCUCCGCCUCGCGACAGCCCGCAGCCCUACGGCCACCUCUCGCAUCUGCACGACCCGUCGACGCUGCACCUCGCCGACUCGCUCGACUUCCCCCUGAUCGACGACGGCGACGACGUCCUCGUCGUGCACGAGCGCAUGGGCCUCGGGUGCGUCGGCCUCAGUCGCGCGCAGGCGGCCGAGCUCGUCGAGCGGGAGCUGGCGCUCAGAGGGGCGGGGGUCGGGGUGGUGCCUGAGUGGGCAUGGGGCGACGGCGAGGUGAGCGAGGGCGAGGGGUGGGAGCAGGACGAGGGAGAGGGCGGGACGGGCGACGCGAGCGGGGAGGACUCGGCGGCGACGGACCCGCCGCGCGCGCUCGUCGGCGCCACCGCCGCCGCGCCGGUCGCCGCUUUCGACCGCGCGUCUCUCGGCGCCGUCGUUCCGACCAUCGUCGUCCACCCGAGCUACGCCGCCGUCGUCCUCGACUCAACGCACCCCGACUCGCCGACGCCUCCCGUACCCGGUCGGUGGCGCAGCAGGCGGGACGGUCAGGAGACGGGCAUGCUGUUCGCGAUGGACGACCUGAGCGGCGUCAUGGAGCCGUAGCGGCGGCGGAGCGAGGCGAGGAGGACGGCGAGGAGGAGCGAGCUUGCAACGAGGACACUUUUGCGUCG